AGGAGAUCCAAAACUGAUUCCAGAAGAUUCCAGAAGUCAGUGCCGUGUCAGACCCGAUCUGAUUAGAAUAUCAGAAUAACUUUGUUGUUUGGGGAUGGUUGGGGUGCAUCAUUUGGAAUGCUGAUGCUUCUCCUAGAUUGCUAGGAGCAAGGGCGCUACUAGGAGCCCCCUGUUUUGCACCGUGGUCUGGUGCUUUGCUGAGUCCCACUGGUCCUAUGACUCACCGCAGGAAGCCGCCCUCUUCACGGGGGAGUUGCUGGAGAUGUAUGAGCGCUUCGCAGACCUUCGAGGCUGGCAAUUUGAGGUGGAGUCCAUGACGGAAGGACAGCCUGAGGGAGCAGUGAAUUUUGCUUCAGUGCGAAUUUCCGGCAGUCAUGAGGAGAACGCUCCCUUUGGAUGGUUGCGACACGAGUCUGGAGUUCAUCGGGUUCAGCGUAUUCCGGUCACUGAGAAGAAGGGCCGCAUGCAGACCUCAAGUGUGUCAGUGGUGCUUUUGCCCGUGGCCGAAGAAGCAGAUGUGUCAUUAGCACCUGGAGACGUGCGAGUGGAAAUUAGCAAGAAGUCUUCAGGCCCUGGUGGCCAGAGUGUUAAUGCAGCACACCAGGCCGUGAGGGCAACACACAUUCCCAGCGGACUUUCAGUGCUAUGUACAACUUCCCAGUCGCAGUUCGAGAACAAAACCAGAGCUCUGGAGCUUCUCCGGACCAAGCUCUUAGAUCAACAGCUCUCAGCCCAGCGCAGCUUCGAGCGCUCGGAGCGGCAGCAGCAGAAGGGGAGCGGCGAUCGCUCCGAGAAGAUCCGGACGUACAACUUCCAGAGGGACGAGGUGGUAGAUCAUCGGUUGCCCAAGGAGCAAGGGGCUGGGCAUUCGGCCAGUGAGGUUCUCUUUGGGAGUGGCCUGGAAGCCAUCCUCCUGGCUCACAAGAAUGAGACACGAUUGCAUCAUUUGGGUCAAGCUGUCGAGCUGCUGAAAGAACACGUGUUGGAAAAAAGAGCGUGAGGAGCAGAGUAGCUGUUUUCUAAUCAAUCAUUUGUGGUUGUUGGUAGGUUCAUUGGGACAUCCCCGGGUUCUGUGUGGA
Molecule: messenger RNA, 1079 nt
Organism: Durusdinium trenchii
Lineage: Eukaryota; Dinophyceae; Suessiales; Symbiodiniaceae
Source: the annotation of a GenBank genome assembly